Messenger RNA from Trypanosoma cruzi, 1002 nucleotides. Its product is annotated as protein phosphatase 2C-like, putative. Gene Ontology annotation, biological process: protein dephosphorylation. Gene Ontology annotation, molecular function: protein serine/threonine phosphatase activity. The record is from RefSeq and is a predicted model, not a curated record. NCBI's taxonomy places the organism in Eukaryota, Euglenozoa, Kinetoplastea, Trypanosomatida, Trypanosomatidae. The transcript has a single exon. Bases 1 to 1002 code for a protein of 333 amino acids.
AUGUUUUUGUUUAUUUUAAAGCUAAUCUUUUUGGUUUAUUCUUAUACAUAUCUUUUUUUUUUUUUUUUUUUUUUUUCUUUUCCAAAUAUAUUUUUUGAACUUUUUAAAGUUUUAUAUUGGAUUAGUAAAAUGGGCGAGACACUAUCCAAACCUGUUACGGAGAAGCAUACAAGUACCUUUGAAACCUCACAUUUGCGUGUCGGAUGUUGUGGAAUGCAAGGAUGGCGCAAAUCAAUGGAGGAUGCCCACGUGGCUCAGCUAAAUCUUGAAGGUGAUAAACACCAUGCGUUUUUUGGAGUCUUUGAUGGACAUAAUGGGUAUAAAAUUGCGAAGUAUUGCAGUGGACAUAUUCUUGAUGAACUUAUGGCCACACCAGAGUACCGCGAGGGCGUAUACGAUGAGGCGUUUAAAAAGGCUUUUAUAUCUCUAGACCGGAAGCUUUCUGAAAUGCCUGCACUUCGUUCAGAAGGAGGGACGGCGAUAAUUUGUGUACUGCUUGCACAGGGUGAAAUUGUAUGUGCAAAUGCCGGUGAUAGUCGAGCGGUAUUAUUUCGGGGAAAUAGAGCUAUUCCCUUGAGUACUGAUCACAAGCCUUCUGUAGCUACAGAGAAGGCGAGAGUCGAAAAGGCUGGUGGGACUGUUCAAUGUCAACGGGUCAAUGGUACACUUGCACUUAGCCGGGCAAUAGGUGACUUUGAUUUCAAAGAAAAUCCAAAAGUUUCCUGGGAGGAACAAAUGGUUACAGCUUUACCAGAGGUGAAUAGAGUGAAAUGGACCUCCGAAGAUGCAUUUAUAGUUAUUGCUUGUGAUGGAGUGUGGGAUGUUCUUUCUAAUGAGGAAUGUUGUGAUCUUGUUAAGAAGGGUCUUAAGGAAACAGAUAGUGAUAUUGGUUUGGUGUGCGAAAUGGUGUUGGAUAAGUGUUUGGCCCCCAGGGUACAAGGGGUUGGUUGCGAUAAUAUGACAAUUAUUGUGGCUCAAUUCAAACCAGCUUUUUUCUGUUAG